Melanotaenia boesemani (Boeseman's rainbowfish) is the source of this 5589-nucleotide messenger RNA. It is a transcript of the gene ssh2b, whose product is annotated as slingshot protein phosphatase 2b. Gene Ontology annotation, biological process: actin cytoskeleton organization; negative regulation of actin filament polymerization; protein dephosphorylation. Gene Ontology annotation, molecular function: protein tyrosine/serine/threonine phosphatase activity; actin binding. The record is from RefSeq and is a predicted model, not a curated record. NCBI's taxonomy places the organism in Eukaryota, Metazoa, Chordata, Actinopteri, Atheriniformes, Melanotaeniidae. The transcript has 14 exons. Gene Ontology annotation, cellular component: cytoplasm. Bases 314 to 4027 code for a protein of 1237 amino acids.
AAAUGAAACACAACUACUGAGCAGAUGGUAAUGCACCUGCUCUCCAACAGCAUGCAUUAGCUGUGUCAGCGUUCUUAAUGUUUCUAUAGAUAUUAUAAUACGUCGUUUUUCUAAAUCUUUUGUUUAUAUCGAGGCGACGGACACUUUAGUGAAUCGUGAUGAGCGAAACCUUAAAGUCUGGGUUUACACCAGAGUUUAUGCAUUUGAACAACUAUCUGCGCAGUUCGGAGUGACCACAUUUCGCGUUUCGUUAGUGGCUUUUCUGUAACUGCAACCCGCGUCUGGUCGUCCUGUCACCGCCUUCAGAUCAGCGAUGCCUCCCGGUGUUGUGACCGCCCCUCGCAGCUCCUCGUCCAGCUGCUUCUGUGCCUGCUGCGGGGCGAAGAUGAGACCUUAUUUCACAGAGAAUUCCGUGAUCUCCCAGGGGGUAAUUUAUCAGCUCAUCAGUGAAAGUUUCCUGACAGUUAAAGGAGCUGCUCUCUUCCUACCUCGAGGAAAUGGCUCCUCCCCUUCUUCUGCCUCUCGUUUCUCCCAGUUGCGGAGCAAACAUGCAGGAGACAUCCAGCAGCAUCUACAAACCAUGUUCACUCUCCUCAGACCAGAGGACAACAUUAAGCUGGCGGUUCGUUUGGAGAGCGCCCAUUCUCAGGUGACCCGCUACAUGGUGGUGGUCUCAACCAAUGGUCGCCAGGACACGGAGGAGAGCGUAGUGCUGGGGAUGGAUUUUAGUCCGGUAGAUAGCUCAUGUUCUGUAGGACUGGUUUUGCCUUUAUGGAGUGAUACCUUAAUACACCUGGAUGGAGAUGGGGGUUUCAGUGUGUCAACUGAUAACAGAGUGCAUGUGUUUAAGCCUGUUUCUGUGCAAGCCAUGUGGUCGGCUCUGCAGUCACUCCACAAAGCUUGCGAAGUGGCUCGUUGUCACAACUACUUCCCAGGCAGCUUGUUCCUCACUUGGGUUAGUUACUAUCAAAGCAGGGUGUCCUCCGACCAGGCGCGCAUCAACGAGUGGAACGCCAUGCAGGAUGUGCAGUCACACCGAGCCGACUCGCCUGUGCUCUUCUCCGAUGUACCUACAGAAAGAGAGCUGACAGAGCGACAAAUCAAAACCAGCUUGAGGGAAAUCAUGAUGCAGAAAGAUCUUGAGAAUGUCACCUGCAAAGAGAUCCGAACAGAACUGGAAAUGCACAUGACCUGCAACCUACGAGAGUUCAAGGAAUUCAUUGACAAUGAGAUGAUUAUCAUCCUGGGCCAGAUGGACAGUCCUACGGAGAUCUUUGAUCACGUCUUCUUGGGAUCUGAGUGGAAUGCAUCCAAUUUGGAAGAGUUGCAGAAGAGUGGAGUUCAGUACAUCCUGAAUGUAACGAGGGAGAUUGAUAACUUCUUCCCUGGAGUGUUUGAGUACCACAACAUCCGUGUUUACGACGAGGAGGCCACUGACCUGCUUGCCUAUUGGAAUGACACUUAUAAGUUUAUAUCUAGAGCGAAGAAAUCUGGGUCCAAGUGCCUGGUGCACUGUAAAAUGGGUAUAAGUCGCUCUGCAGCCACAGUGAUCGCCUAUGCCAUGAAGGAGUUCGGCUGGGAUUUGAAAAAGGCCUUUGAUUAUGUCAAGCAACGCCGAACUGUGACCAAACCCAACCCUUCCUUUAUGAGACAGCUGGAGGAGUAUCAGGGCAUACUUCUGGCCAGCAAGCAGAGGCACAACAAACUGUGGCGUUCUCACUCCGACAGCGAUCUGUCUGAGCACCACGAGCCACUGUCUAAAUCCUACGCACAGCCCUACAGUCUGGGUCGCUCAGACCCCCAUAACCAGGCCAGCAGCACAUGUAGUCCUUCUGUGAAAGAACUGCUGGAAUCACUGGGAACUUCAGCCAGCUCCAGCAAAGCAACACACUCCACAAGCCAGCCUGAUACUGGCAUCUAUUCCAAUCAGCUUAACUUUUCUUCCCUUGAAAGGUUGGGAGCUUUUUCAGGUGAUGGUGAAGCUCGAAGCCUUGAGGCUCCCUCUCGUUCUGCUGUAGCCCGGAGCAACCAGCAGGAUCCCCCUUGUCCUGAUACCACAGCUGGUUCUGUGUCUUUAUCUCCCCUGCUGUCCAAUGGCCUAUGUGACUCUGAGGAGCAGCAUUCAUCACCUCCUCUCUCCCACCCAAGGGCUGCCACCGUGGUGCCCGAGCCUCCAAAGACAGAUAUGGUGACUGUUGCAGAAAGUGUUUCAGUGGGCCAGCCUCACCCACCACCUUCUGUUCACCAACUUCCCCGUUCUCCUGCUCCGUCCCCAGCUCCAGCAUGCAUAGAAGAAGCUAUCAAACCACCGGCAUCAUCCUGCUCUGUAAUAAAACCACUGUCUGUGUCAGCGUCUGCCCCCAUGACGACACAAACACCAAGCACACAAGAAGCUGGAACUCACUGUCCAUCUGCGACAGUGCUUGUCAAAAACACAGAUGGUGACCAACAGAUAUGUAGCUCAUCUUUGGAACGUUUACCAGCCCACGCUCCCUCCACUAAUGAUUUUAUCAGCUAUCCCAGUGCCAUUCCACAAGACAACGUGCUGUUGUUCGGCCACAGCGCGGAUCACAUCAACUUUUUCAGUGCCAGGGAAAAGUUCAAGGGAAUGAGUCAAGAUGGUAAAACCCACUGUGCUGCAGGGCAGCUGUCACCACCGUUGAAGAGUUGUGGCAAGGAACAUCAGCCACCGCCUCAGGAGGCUCCUGCUAAUGAGGGAAAAGUAGUGGACGAGAAAGGAAAGGAAAUCCAUCUUCCUGUGCAGGUCACAGGAGGGAAGCCUACAGAGACUUUCAGCAAACCAGAGCCUCAAGGCUCCCAGAGCCAGGAAGUGACAAAGCUGAGGCAGGAAAAGGAGGAUAGAGAUGUUGUCUUGCAGAAGGAAGCUGAGAAUGUAAAAGAGGAAGUGAAAAACAAAGAGGAUGAGGCUCCUGCUCGUCUCUACAGCGACUGGACGAGGGGGUCUGUGCGGCGUGUCACGCAACAGCUAGAGCAAAGAAUGAAACAAGAGCACGAGACUCCGUCACCCUCAUCUUCACCGCCAUCCCUCUCUGGCAGCUCCUCAUGCUCUCAACGUCGUCCACACAGCAUCCAUUCGACGACAGUGACACCUCUUCAUGACGCAUUAGUACGUAGCACUUUGCAAGAAGAGCUGGAAGAGGCAGAUGGGAAGUUUGAACCAGUUAAAAAGGGUUCAUCUCUUGUUGCCAAGACUGGGAACCGAGGAGAUAAUGACAAAAGCACAAAAGAACAUAAACUCCAGCCUGCUGAUAAUAGAUUGUUUUCUACCUCUUCGUUUCUCUGCUCUGCCCAGUCUCCCUUUGCCUCUGUUAAUUUCCUGUGUUUGGAAGGCGUGACCGAGCUCGAGUCGGGCACAGACUGGGACUACUUUACAGAGGGACCCCACAGUGACAUCAUCAUGAGGGAGACGUGGGAGACUUUGUGUGAGUUGGGUGCCUUCCUGCAGCAGGUGAGCAUGGGUGGAGCCUGCAAGGUCAGGCUCGCUGGACAGGCUCCAGGAACUGCUCAGAAGCUAGGCAGCAGCAUCCAGAAGAGGGUUAGAGAGGUGGAGGCCAGGAUUCGCCAGGCAGGGCUGACCCCUCCAUCCUUGAUGAAGCGCUCCGCCUCACUGGCCAAACUGGGCUGCUUGGAGCUGCUCGCUAAUGAUCUGAAUGAAUGGGAGCUCAGUCGAUCCGCUCUUGCUCCACCCUCAGCACAAGCUCCAGUCCACUCAGUUAGUGAUGAAUCCAAGAAGCAGCGGGUCCACAACUCUCUUUUGUUAAGUGGUGAACAGCCUGAAACCCUCAAUAUUGCUGCAAAGAGGCUUUCUAAAGCUGGAGAAACCUCACCAGGAGUCUUUCUACCAUCAAAUCUAAACCUAGAGAGAGAAAAGCCUCCAAACACUGGGCAAGAUUUUUGUAAUAUGCCUGGGCCGACACUUCUGACAACAAGGCAGCAAUAUGGAAGGACUCACCCCCUGAGGCGGCUUAAGAAAAGAACUGUUAGUACCCUUUACCACACCAUGUAACCCUCACACUGUGUAUCUGUGUAUGUGAGAGAGUGGGAGGAAUUGUGCACCCAUGAGAAAUGGUAAUCAAGUGCAUAUGUUAGAAUUAUUCAGCAAAACAAACCAAUGCCUCUUGCCUUAAAUAAUGUGUUUGUUAGUUUCUGUACAUCGUUAUCUACAGAUCCUCCAAGAGGCUCUGUGAAAUAUCCAAUAUGUGAUAGUGGACUACUUUCAAAGGUCAUUUAAAAGCAGCAAAAACAGUCAUCCAGGUAUGCUGUCUGGUUUUAAAUGUAAAUAUGCCCGAGCCGGCACAUUCUCAAUGCAUACAUCAUUGUGGGUUUCUCCAUCUUUCUAAAGUUUACUUGAUUGUGGCUGGUUGGAUGAUUGAAUAGUCCAACUUGAUGUUAAGUGGAAUGUAGUCUCUGUUUCCAUUUGCUGUUUUUCAAGACUCUCCAUCCAACAUUUGUAAGUUAUGCUGGAUAGAAACUGCUGCAAACUGACAGGUAGAUGAAUCUGCUCCACAUCACAUCAACACAGACUUAUCAAUCUAUCAGAUUUUUUUUCCCUCUUUUCCAGAUGAUCUAAAUUUGGAAGUAAUACCCCGUAUUAGAAAUGACACACAACACAGUUAAUUCUCAACAUGCAAGAUCUCAGGUUGAACUACAAACAUCACAGAUGAGUUUUGCUUUAAAGUUGUAUCCAGACCAGGUGGUGACAACAGGAACUGAAAACAGCUGUACAGACGUUUUAGAACAAAAUGAAUGGAGGCACAAUUAAUUUUCUUGAUUAUUUUUAAAUUGCACAAUACCUCAGCCAAAUCUGACUUCUGCAAACAUCGGGCUCUGGCUUCUCCCUGGAACGUCCUCUGUCUGAAACUUCAUUGCUUGAUAAACUGGCAUAAACUCGUUUCUUUCGUGUCCUCACAGUUCUGGCCCCACUCAAAGUAGAUUCCUUCCGUCUGUAUACCUGUAAGGAAGAAAGGAUCGGUUUGGGGGGUUAAAAGCAGAGUGUACAUUUGUGAGUUUUCUGCUGUGUUAUCUUUGGGAUGUAAAGGUCUAUAUUGUGUCAACAUUUUAGGAAAUGUAUAUGUUUUUGUUUUUAUAUCUGGCUUAUGUCAGUGAGUGGGACUGUGUAGCACAAUUUUUAUCAUGUGGGUUUGUACAUUUUCCUUUUAUUAUUUUAAAAAGUCUUUCCCCCAAAUUAUCUCUUUUGUACAGAUUUUAGGAGUGUGCCUGUGACUGGCAAGUGAAGUUUCUCUGCAAUCAGAAAUGUCUGUACAGGAACAUCUGUCAUACAUGCACUUUACUCCCUUUUCAUUUUAAAUGUGGCUUUCUUUUAUGUGUGUUUGCUGCUUUUGGGGAGCAUGCUUGAGUAGCAGCAGGUGUUGGGUAUGUCUGGUUUGUCAUGAACAUUUUUGGUUUUAUUUUAAAACUAUCACUGUACAUAUACUUUUAUAUUAUGUGGUUCAACUGUGACAUUAAACAAUGGAGAUUAUUGAAACCCAUGUUUACUGUAAAUUUGUUUGUGUACAGUAACGAGAGGUUGUGACUAACCUAUAGAUAACAGGAGUGGUUCAAAUAGAC